Messenger RNA from Paramormyrops kingsleyae, 1515 nucleotides. The record is from RefSeq and is a predicted model, not a curated record. NCBI's taxonomy places the organism in Eukaryota, Metazoa, Chordata, Actinopteri, Osteoglossiformes, Mormyridae.
AGCCAAUGGUAUUACAGAAAACAUACGGGAACUCGAACUGACAACAAAGAUGGCGGCGCCCGCUGAAAACGUGAUGGAUUUCUCUGUCAAACUUAAUGAAGUUAAUAAUGAAGACUUUGAUGAUAGACACUUGUACAUUUUACAAAGUUUAACGAAGGCUUUUCGGGAGCCGGAGUUUAGAUGCUGCGUGGAAAAAGAUGUUCUCCGGACGAUGAUGGAGGUCUUAUCAAAGCUAUUUGAUGAGAUCCGUAUUCUAAACCAACAGGAGCUGGCCUCGGAGCUAGGAUGUUUGUGCUUGCAUCUGAUAGCAGAGUGUUUCCGAAGUCAACGAAACGCCUGCGUGCAGUGCUCUCGCAACCAGACCUUAAUAAGGGAUCUGGGAUUCAUUAAAGUGUCACUCAGUCAUCUUUCCAUGCUCCUAAAGCUUCAGCUGGAGAACGCAGACCGCCAGUUUGAGGGUCAUCAUAACCCAUGUGUGCUUGGCAGGGAGCUCUUGGACCACAGUGACGAGAAGACCGCGGCCUACAGCGCCAUGGUGCUCUACACUUGUCUGGACCCCAACAAAGUGGAAGAGAUGGUCACACAUCAGGAGCAUCAGGCUGUGGCCAGGAAGGUCAUUGCACUGUGCCAGAAGCAGCCGGAACUCGACUGGGCAGUGUUAAUAGUUACACAGCACUUCCUGAAGUCUCCUGAGCUCACUGAGAAGAUGUUUGCAGAGCUGAGCUGCCCUGAGAGGGUUACCCUGCUGGAGCUCAUCGCAGCCCAGCUGGGGGAACCGGAGGAGCCCCAGGAGCCUGUUAUCCUGCCCAAGCUCGCACAGUUUCUGGUUACCUACUUCGUGGAUCACUGUAAGGCUGUACUGGAGCUGGCCUCUGGGCCCUUCCCUGCGGACACGGAUGCCCUGACUGUCACGAGGCUACUGGACGUGCUGUGCGAGAUGACCUCGGAUCGCAAGCUGUUCAUGUUCCUGCAGGAUCACCCGACGCUCCUCAGCAGCACCGUGGAGCUCCUGAAGGAGGUCCACUUCCUGGGCAAGGCAGGUCACAAUGUGUUCAGCACCAUGCAAGACUUCUCCACCGCCAGCUCGGCUUCACACCCUGCUGUGGGCUUUAAGGCGCACCUGGUGCGGCUUAUCGGGAACCUGUGCCACAUCAAUGCGGAAAACCAGAAUAAGGUCAGAGAACUGGAUGGAAUUCCUCUUAUCCUGGACAACUGCAGCAUUGAUAGCAACAACCCCUUUAUCAGCCAAUGGGCUGUCUUCGCCAUCCGCAUCCUCCUGGAGAACAACCAGGAGAACCAGGCGGUGGUUCAGGCCCUGGAGCGGCGGGGCGUGGCCAGUGAUUCAGCUCUGCGGGACAUGGGCUUCCGGCUGGAGGAAAGAGACGGCAGGCUGUUGCUGAAGCCCAUCCGCAAGGAGCCAUGAUAGACGGUGGGAGGCUUCUCUCCAGACCCAUGGCUACAACUACUGUAAAUAAUGCUGCUUCAGAGACUAAAUAAAAACAAAAAAACACACCA